Messenger RNA from Drosophila persimilis, 2233 nucleotides. It is a transcript of the gene MTPAP, whose product is annotated as poly(A) RNA polymerase, mitochondrial. The record is from RefSeq and is a predicted model, not a curated record. NCBI's taxonomy places the organism in Eukaryota, Metazoa, Arthropoda, Insecta, Diptera, Drosophilidae. Gene Ontology annotation, biological process: mitochondrial mRNA polyadenylation. The transcript is spliced from 3 exons. The coding region runs from base 97 to 1983 and encodes 628 amino acids. Gene Ontology annotation, molecular function: poly(A) RNA polymerase activity.
AAUAUUCGAGGGACUAUUUAUUCAAGUUAAACGCCGGACUUGCAGGACGCAUGAAGUAGUGCUAGGAUCUCCACCAGUCAGCCACACAUACCCGCCAUGAACAAUCUGAUGCGCCGAGCCCAAAACGUGCAGCUCUGGCGAAAAUAUUGCGUAAAACAAUACACCACAGAAGCCGCAUCCGCUGCCUUGUCCAGAGGCAAGCCCAACUAUGACGAGUUCAUUGCUGGCCGUCAGGUCCAGGCUCAGCGCAGCAUCGUGGUCCAGGUCAGCUCGGAGAAGUCCUACUCGGAAUUGUAUAACUACUGCAGUCGGUUCGGCUCCAUUGUGGGGGCGCAUCACUACUGUGUGCGGCAUGACGACGAUCUCCACUACAUCCUGCUGGAAUACUCGACGGCCCAUGAGGCAGCGGCUGCCAUUGACUCGGGUGCCACCAAUGGGGACCUGAGCGGUGUGCCCGUACGCUCGCCUUUCCUCUGGUUCAAGGCGGCACCCGGCAAGCGUGGCCCCAAACUCGCCCCCAACAACAACAACAACAUUCACCACCCGCCGACCAGCGAUCUGCAAUCAGUGGACGGCACCAGGCAGCUCGACCAGGAGGCUUUGCUCAGUCAGCUGCGCGGCGCGGAGAGCAUCGAGCAACAGGUGCAACUACUGCAUAGGCACACCCAGCUGAACGAUCUCGGCGUACGCAUGCGCUUUCUGGCCGCCCUACAGGUGCAGCAGGCUAUCUCCGGGAUGUUCCCCGCAGCCCAGGCCCAUCCGUUUGGCUCCUCAGUAAACGGCUUCGGCAAGAUGGGCUGCGACCUGGACCUUAUCCUACGCUUCGAUGGGGAGACUGGCGGUAGAAAACAGUCGAGUGGCGAGCCCCCCUCGCGCCUCAUCUACCACACCAAGGAGAACCUGAGCAACGGACGAUCGCAGACGCAGCGACACAUGGAAUGCUUUGGCGACAUGCUGCACCUCUUUCUGCCCGGGGUCUGUCACGUGCGGCGCAUCCUGCAGGCACGGGUGCCCAUCAUCAAGUACCAUCAUGAGCAUCUAAACCUGGAGGUGGACCUCUCCAUGAGCAACCUAUCUGGCUUCUACAUGUCCGAGCUGCUGUAUAUGUUCGGGGAGAUUGAUCCUCGAGUGCGUCCGCUUACCUUCAGCAUUCGACGCUGGGCGCAGGCCUGCGGACUGACGAAUCCAUCGCCGGGGCGCUGGAUCAGCAACUUCUCGUUAACCUGCCUGGUCAUGUACUUUCUGCAGCAGCUGCGCCAGCCCAUACUGCCCACCAUUGGGGCUCUUGUGAAGGCGGCUGAAGCAAAAGAUGUGAGGGUCACCGAGGACGGGAUUAACUGCACCUUCGGCCGGGACCUGGAGCGUGUGGGCUUCCAGAGCCGGAAUACGAGCUCGCUGAGCGAGCUACUGCUGCAGUUCUUUGAGUUCUAUUCGCAGUUUGACUUCCACAACCGGGCUAUCUCCCUGAACGAGGGCCGGCAGCUGUCGAAGCCGGAUCACUCGGCCAUGUACAUUGUGAAUCCGCUGGAGCAGCUCCUAAACGUGAGCAAGAACGUGAGCCUGGAGGAGUGCGAACGGCUGCGCAUCGAGGUGCGGAAUGCCGCCUGGAUUCUCGAGUCUGAGGUGGAAAACUCAUCGCUGCCGCAGAGCGAGCGCCAAGAGGAAACCUGGGGCCUGCUCAACCUCUUCAAGCAUCCCGAGAAGGCCAUCAUUCGGCCGAAUAUGUUCUUUAAGCCUCGCAUGGUGGAGGUCAGCGAUCUCUUCGAGGAGAAGCAUCAGCAGCUACAGUCAACGAUAGGUCCGGCCUCGACUGGAGGAGCCGUGGCGACAGCGGCUCCCUCUGUGGCCUAUAAAAACGUCUCGGUGCGGCAGCAGGUGCAGAGCAUCAAGGCCGCAACGCGCACAGAAUUAAAGCAGCUACGGGGCUCGUCUAGUGCGGCGGCAGCCCCCAGUCCCAGCACCAAGAACAGGCGCAGCAGGUGAUAGGACACCGUUGUCUAUAACCCGUCGUGUAGACCCGUGUACAUACGUAGAGUUAGUCUGACCACUGACCUGGCAAUUAGCUUAAGAAGCCGGCUAAACAGAAACUGAAACUGAAUGUUGUUCAAUAUUUUUAAUCUUCCCAUUAAGGUAGCAUACUCGCUCGUAAGUCUAGGAUCCACUUAACAAAAGUAAAAUUUUGAGUAUUUAAAUCACUUUUUUAUGAUAAAUAAAAACCAACGUUAUCAGAUUA